AUGAGGAUUUACUGCAAAUUUGAGUUCACUAAUGUUAAGUGUAACUCUUUGGAUAAAAGCUUUGAUGACUUCGAGUAUUGUUAUUUAAAAUCUGUUAAUCGAAGUUAUAAAUACUUCUCCGUAAAGGUUAACUUGUUUAAAACGCCCGUUACCAAGGUUAAGGUUACUGGAACACUUUUUAAAAGAUAUAAUGGAUACAGGCCAUUCAUGUUUAAUGUAACUAUAGAUGCCUGUAGACUUUUGAGUGGAGCCAAAACAAAUCCCUUUGCGGACUACGUGUAUGGUUUUUUUAAGAAUUAUACCAAUAUGAAUCACACCUGUCCCUUUGAACAUGAUCUUAUGAUAGAAAAGCUUGAUACCAACUUUAUGAACUAUCAGGUAACUAAGAUUCUCCCUGUUCCAGAGGGCGAUUACCUUCUGGAAUUGCAUUGGUUGGCUUAUGAAAUAGAUCGAGCUGUUGUAAAGGUUUAUGGUAAUAUAUCAUGA
This is a messenger RNA of Drosophila bipectinata, 486 nucleotides long. The record is from RefSeq and is a predicted model, not a curated record. NCBI's taxonomy places the organism in Eukaryota, Metazoa, Arthropoda, Insecta, Diptera, Drosophilidae.